This is a messenger RNA of Ahaetulla prasina, 5526 nucleotides long. It is a transcript of the gene NRAP, whose product is annotated as nebulin related anchoring protein. The record is from RefSeq and is a predicted model, not a curated record. Gene Ontology annotation, cellular component: Z disc. The coding region runs from base 149 to 5338 and encodes 1729 amino acids. Gene Ontology annotation, molecular function: actin filament binding. The transcript has 42 exons. NCBI's taxonomy places the organism in Eukaryota, Metazoa, Chordata, Lepidosauria, Squamata, Colubridae. Gene Ontology annotation, biological process: cardiac muscle thin filament assembly.
CUUUAAAAACCAGACAACAGCUGAGCGCAACUCAGAAGCACAGCACAAACAGACUGGAGUAUCUUUCUUAGGAAACAAGGCAUUUUUGUAUAUUACUGGACCUCAGAAUUUAAAAUUUUUAUAUAUAUAAUUUAUAUAUAAUUUCAAUAUGAAUAUUCAGUCUUGUGCCAGAUGUGGCUAUGGGGUCUAUCCUGCUGAGAAGAUUAAUUGUAUCGAUCAGACCUGGCAUAAAGCCUGUUUUCACUGUGAGGUUUGCAAGAUGAUGCUAACUGUAAAUAAUUUUGUUAGCCACCAGAAAAGGCCAUAUUGUCAAGUACAUAACCCCAGAAACAAUACAUUCACAAGUAUUUUUGAGACACCAAUAAAUAUGAAUGUGAAAAAGCAGUCUGAAGCAAUAAGUGAGCUUAAAUAUAGAGAAGAGGGUGAGAAAUUCAAGUCUGUUUUUCACUGGGAUGUAAAAUCUAGAAACAUGGAAGCCACGCAGAAAAUGCAACAAAUAAGUCAGAAAACCUACCAUGAUGUAUGUAAUGAAAGUAAAUCCUGGUAUAGAGAAACUAUCCCACAGUUGGAAAUGAUCAAGAUAGCACAAACACAGAAAAGUCUUAGUGAUCUGAAGAAAAACCAGGAAUAUGAGCAGCAAAACAGAAAAGGAAGCUUUCCAUGUUCUAUGACUCCAUCGUAUCAGAUUGCCAAGAAGGCUACAGAGUUAUCCAGUGAUAUGAAGUACAAACUGGGACAUAAAGAACAUGUUUCCAAAUUCAGCAGUGUUACGGAUACUCCAGAAAUACUUCAUGAAACAGCUGGGAGUCAGUUCAUGAGCGAUUUUAAAUACCCAGAAGAAUAUGAACAACAAAGAGGGAAAGGAAGCUUCCCAGCUAUGAUAACACCAGCUUAUCAGAUUGCUAAAAGAGCCAAUGAACUUGCUAGCGAUGUUAAGUAUCACCAAAGAUAUGAAAAAGAAAUUAAGGGAAAAGCAAGUCAUUCUGUUGGCACAUUAAAAGAAAAUGUAGAUCAAUUUAAUCAGGAUUAUAUGCAAGAAUACGAAGAGCAUAGAGGAAAAGGCAGUUUCCCUGCUAUGAUCACACCAGCAUAUCUAAAUGCUAAGAAGGCAAAUGAAUUGGCUAGUGAUAUUAAAUACAAGAAGGAUUUUUCCCAAAUGAAAGGAGCAGCCCAUUACCACUGUCUUUCAGCCCAAGAAAAUCUAGUUCUGAAGCAAGCCCAGGAUGUGAACAAGCUGUACAGUGAGGUUGAGUAUAAGAAGGGUUUGGAGAACAGUAAAGGCCACAGUAUUAAUUACUGUGAGACUCCUCAAUUCAGGAAUGUUAACAAGAUCUCAAAAUACACCAGUGAUCUCAAAUAUAAAGAACAUUACCAGAACCAGAAAGGCCAUUAUGAAGGAGUUGGUAUGGACCGGCGCACACUGCAUGCCAUGAAAGUUGGAAGUUUGGCAAGCAACAUAGCCUAUAAAUCUGACUAUGCACAUGAUGAGUCUAACUACAAUUACCCAGUGAUCCUGACCCCCUCCUAUCAGACAACAAGGAAGCUGGAUCCUCUGAAAGAUGUAAACUACAGGCAAAAUAUAGAUAAAUUGAAAUAUAGCUCUGUUACGUGCACGCCUCAGAUCCUUCAAGCAAAAAUCAAUGCCCAGCAACUUAGCGAUCUGAAUUAUCGAGCCAACUAUCAGAAAAACAAAUCACAUUAUACUUUGCCUCAAGAUGUACCAGAGCUAGUGAAGGCAAAAGCCAAUGCAGAAUUAUACAGUGAGAUUAAAUACAAAGAAGACUGGCAGAAAAGCAGGGGCCGCAACUUUGAAAUGAAAUUAGAUUCCAAGUCUUUGCUUGCAGCCAAAGUUUCAGGAGAUCUUGCCAGUGAAAUUAAAUACAAAGAAGACUAUGAGAAAAUGAAAGGAAAAGCUUUGUCAACAAAAGAUUCAAGACUUCUGCACUCUAUGCAAGUAGCCAAAAUAAAUAGUGAGAUUGCAUAUAAAAAAGAUUUUGAGAAGAAUAAAGCACAUUUCCAUUUACCACUGGAUAUGAUAAAUCUGAAACAUGCAAAGAAAGCCCAAGCUCUGGCUAGUGAUGUUGACUAUAGGAAGAAAAUACAUGAAUAUACAGCAGUUCCAGAAGAUCUAAAGACACAGUGGGCCAAAAAGGCCUAUGGGCUACAAAGUGAGCUUCAGUACAAAACCGACCUUCAAUGGAUGAAGGGAGUUGGCUGGAUAGCGGACCAAAGUAUCAAUAUUGAACAAGCCAAAAAAGCAGGAGAACUCAUCAGUGAGAAAAAGUAUCGACAGAGGGCUGAUGCUCUAAAAUUCACAAGUGUUGCAGACAGUACCCAGAUCCAACAUGCGAAGAAAAGCCAGGAACUGCAGAGUGAUAUUGCAUACAAGUCAGCAAAAGAGGAUUUUCUUCACAACUACACCAUCAGCAAAGAUGAGCCUCUAUUCAUACAAGCCAGAAUAAAUGCCGCAAAUAUUAGUGAGAAAAUCUACAAGAGUACCUGGGAGAGGCAGAAAGAGAAAGGAUUUGAACUUCAUCUUGAUGCUAUACCAUUCCUGACAGCCAAGGCAAAGAGGGACCUAGCAAGUGAUAUAAAAUACAAGGAGAAUUAUGAAAAGACUAGAGGAAAGUUGAUUGGAGUGCAAGAUGUGACCCAAGACUCACAAAUGGCUCACCUGCUUCAUGUAUCCAAGUUGCAGAGUGACCUGGAAUACAAAAAGGCAUUUGAAGACGUAAAGAAUCAAUAUCAUGUGUCCAUGGAUAUGGUAAAUCUUGUCCAUGCCAAGAAAGCUCAGGACUUGGCCACUGAUAGAGGAUAUAAGACAAUCAUGCACCGCUAUACAGCCUUGCCCACAGAUAUGAAGGUGGAAUGGGCCAAGCAGGCUUAUGGCUUGCAGAGUGAUAACCGAUACAGAGCAGAUCUGAACUGGAUGAAAGGAGCUGGAUGGAUCGCCACUGGGUCAUUAAAUGUGAAGCAGGCUCAGAAGGCAGGAGAACUCAUUAGCGAGAAGAAAUACCGUCAGCACCCAUAUGCUUUGAAGUUUACCAGUAUUAAAGACACUCCUGAGAUGAUCCAGGCUAGAAUUAGUUAUAACCAGGCUGUGGAUAGGCUUUAUAAAGAACAUGGGGAGAAUGUCAAACAUAAUUAUACCCAAAUAGCAGAACUUCCUGAGAUCUCUCAAGCUAAGCAAAAUGCUUUGAACAUCAGUGAGACUCACUACAAAGAAUCCUGGAAUAAAAUGCAACAUGGUGGUUAUAAAUUAAAACUGGAUGCCAUUCCUUUCCAGACAGCAAAGACUUCUAAUGAAAUUAUAAGUGAUUAUAAGUAUAAGGAGGCGUUUGAGAAAAUGAAGGGGCAGUUGAUUGGUUCCCAUGGCUUGGAAGAUAUAAACAUUUCUCACUUCAUGCAUGCAGCUUUGCUACAAAGUGAUAUAAAUUACAGGAAAGAUUUUGAUAAUCAGAAGAAUAAGUUCUACCUACCAUUAGACAUGGUGAAUUUAGUACAUGCCAGAAAAGCCCAGUCUUUGAUCAGUGAUCAGGAAUAUAGACAACUGCUUCAUGAUUAUACAUCGCUGUCGGAGGAUAUGCGGCUGCAGUGUGCUAAAAAAGCUUACAAACUACAGAGUGAGAAUUUAUACCGAUCUGACUUGAACUUUAUGAGAGGAGUUGGCUGUAUCAUACCCGGGGCCUUGGAGAUUGAAGCAAAGAAGAAAGCUUCUGAACUCAUCAGUGAGAGUAAAUAUCGUCAGCAAGCAAAUUCCUUCAAGUACACAUCAGUGACAGACUCUCCUGGCCUCCUUCAUGCAAAAUUCAGCAAUAUGAUUGCUAAUGAGCGCCUGUACAAAGCAGCAGGAGAAGACACUUUGCAUCACUGCAGGGUAACCCUGGGACUUCCUGAGUUUGAAAGGGCAAAAUUGAAUGCAGCGAACAUUAGUGAGGCAAAAUACAGGGAAGCUUGGCACAAUCUCCGUGCUCAGGGUUAUAAACUGACAAUGGAAGCCAUCCCUUUCCAGACUGCCAAGGCCUCCCGAGAAAUUGCCAGUGAUCUACAGUACAAAAACAACUUCGUUUCCGAGAGGGGGAAGCUUAUUGGUGCCAGAAGCAUUCUGGAUGAUACCAAUCUGCUACACUGCUUGCAUGCUGCUAAGUUACAGAGUGAACAGGAAUAUAAGAAAAGCUCGAGAAAUAUCUGUUCUCAGUACAAUCUCCCUAUGGACAUGGUUAAUCUAGUUCAUGCUAGAAAAGCCCAGAAUCUCAUCAGUGACCAGGAGUACAGGAAAAGAUUGCAUCAAUACACAGUGCUCCCUGAAGACUUGAGGAUGAAGUGGGCCAAAAGAGUUAAUUUGCUGCAGAGUGAGUUUUCCUACAAAUCGGAUCUGAAUUGCAUGAAGGGACUUGGCUGGAUGCCGCUAAGAUCCCCUCAUAUAGAAAAUGUGAAGAAGGCUGGAGAACUCAUCAGUGAGACAAAAUACCGUCAGAAACCAAAUCAUCUCAAGUUCACAACAGUUACAGAUUCUCUGGACUUCCUCCAUGCAAAGAAUAGUUACAUUCAAUGCAAUGAUCGGCUAUACCGAGCUGGACAUUUGGAUAACAUGCACAGAUACACCCUGCCCCUUGACCGUCCUGACCUCAUAAGGGCACGGCUCAAUGCACUCCACAUUAGUGAUAAACUAUAUAAAACAUCUUGGGAGGAAACACGGGCAGCUGGCUAUGAUUUCAGAUUGGAUGCCAUCCCUUUCCAGACAGCUAAAGCAUCUAGAGAAAUUGCCAGUGAUUUCAGAUACAAAGAAGCUUUCCUAAGGGAUAGAGGUCAACGGAUUGGAUUUUGCAAUGCGCAUGAUGAUCCUAAAAUGAGACACUUCCUGAAGAUGGGCCAUCUCCAGAGUGACAACCAAUAUAAAAGAGAUUCUUUUAGAAACAGAGCACAAUUCAGAAGUCAAACUGAUCAGCCAGGAUUUAUUCAUGCAAAGAAAAGUCAGCAAUUAAUAAGUGAUGUCAACUAUAGGCAGCGCCUGCAUCAAUACACCUGUGACCCGGAGCAGCUGAAUCUCAGGCAUGCCAAACAAGCCUACAAACUCCAAAGUGAUGUCAAAUACAAAUCUGAUUUGAAUUGGAUCAAAGGUAUUGGCUGGACUCCUCCAGGUUCUUAUAGAGUGGAAAUGGCCAGAAGGGCUGCGGAGCUGGCAUAUGCUCAGGAAACAGAAUGUCAAGAAACCCAGAAACAGCAUGAUCCAGAUUAUGAGAAAAUAACAGAAGGAGACCAACAAGUCCAGCUGAAUCCUGAUGCUGCAGAAGUUCUGCAAAUGAAGAGAAGAAAAAUGAAACUAAUUAAGAAAUGAACAGAAAUACUGACAUCUGUCUAAUGAAAAUGCAUACAUUUUUCAGCUUUUUCUCCAAACCAUGUAGCGAUUCUAAUCUCCCAAGAAGCAGAGUAGUUCACUGUUCAGAAAUAGUUAUUACAAAAAAAGACCUUUGCAAACCCUAAAGGAGUGCUUUAAUAUUAAACUUUAUAUUUUUGCAUGAAAAA